Messenger RNA from Nycticebus coucang (slow loris), 793 nucleotides. RefSeq names its product spermatogenesis associated 9 (gene SPATA9). The transcript has 5 exons. Bases 1 to 762 code for a protein of 253 amino acids. NCBI's taxonomy places the organism in Eukaryota, Metazoa, Chordata, Mammalia, Primates, Lorisidae. The record is from RefSeq and is a predicted model, not a curated record.
AUGCCCAUCAAACCUGUUGGGUGGAUAUGUGGACAGGUGUUGAAGAACUUUUCUGGAAGAAUCGAGGGGAUCCAGAAAGCAAUCAUGGACCUUAUAGAUGAGUUUAAAGAUGAAUUCCCUACCAUCCUAAGAUUAUCACAGUCUAAACAGAAAGAAGAAUCCGCGCAGAAAACUUCCAAGAUCAGGAUGGCUAUUGCUUUAGCCAAGAUUAACCGGGGAACAUUAAUCCGAGGACUAAACAGCAUAUCCAGCUCCUCCAAAUCAGUGGCCAGACUCCUGCAACCUCAGCUGGCGUGCAGACUCGUGGAGCUGCGGGACAUCUCCCGCCGGCUGCUGCGGGAGGUCAACGCGCCGCGGCGGCAGCUGUGCAGCGCGCAGGUCAGAAAGGGUUCUUUGUUUGAAAUCAUUUCCUUUCCAGCAAAGACUGCUUUAACUAGCAUAAUAUAUGCUUCAUAUGCAGCACUUAUUUAUUUGGCUGUCUGUGUUAAUGCUGUGCUGGAGAAAAUAAAGAAUAUUUUCAAAGAAGAAGAAUCCAUACGGCAAAACAGAGAGGAGAGUGAGCAUUUCAGGAAAGCCUUCUCUGAGCCUGUGCUCUCAGAGCCCAGCUUUCCAGAGGGUGAGAUCAAAGCCAAGCCUUACAGGUCACUGCUGGAGAAGCCUGACAGAACUUCUGAUCGCCCCAAACUUCCUGCUAAUAAGCAGAGUAAUAAGAUCCAGGUUUUACAUUCUGUGUUUGACCAGUCAGCGGAAACAAACAAAUGAGCGAAUCUGAACACAAAUCCCACCGAUCAGA